This is a messenger RNA of Corapipo altera (White-ruffed manakin), 811 nucleotides long. It is a transcript of the gene NKX3-1, whose product is annotated as NK3 homeobox 1. The record is from RefSeq and is a predicted model, not a curated record. Gene Ontology annotation, molecular function: DNA-binding transcription factor activity, RNA polymerase II-specific; RNA polymerase II cis-regulatory region sequence-specific DNA binding. Gene Ontology annotation, biological process: cell differentiation; regulation of transcription by RNA polymerase II. NCBI's taxonomy places the organism in Eukaryota, Metazoa, Chordata, Aves, Passeriformes, Pipridae. The transcript has 2 exons. Bases 45 to 782 code for a protein of 245 amino acids. Gene Ontology annotation, cellular component: nucleus.
GAAGGAGGAGGAGAAGGAGGAGGAGGAGGAGGAGGAGGAGGAGGAUGAGCGCCGGGGUGCUCCCGGGAGGGAGGCACAGCUCCCCCAGCAGAGCCCCGGCAGCGAUGAGCCGGAACUCCCCGGCCCCCCAGCAACCCAUCCCGGCCUCCUCCAGGCCCAGGACAUCCUUCCUCAUCCAAGACAUCCUCUGGGAUGGGGCGGAGCGCGGAGCGCGGCUGGACAGGGGCAGGAGCAGAGGGGUUGGCAGCGCCGGGAAUGGGGAGAGCGGAGCGGCCCCGGCCGAGGGGAGGGAGGGCGGCUCCGACCCCGGGAACCACCCCGGGAGCCCCCAUCCCACGGGAGCAUCCCACGGCACGGGGACAGCCCGGGAAGAGGACACAGAUGCCCCGGUGCAGAGUUACCUGGCGGGGUGUGACCCCCCCCUGCCCACCUCCCCUCGCCCCCCCAAGCCCCCCAAGCGCUCCCGGGCCGCCUUCUCUCACAGCCAGGUCAUCGAGCUGGAGAGGAAAUUCAGCCACCAGAAAUACCUGUCGGCCCCCGAGAGAGCCCACCUGGCCCGGAACCUGCAGCUCACCGAGACCCAGGUGAAGAUCUGGUUCCAGAACCGCAGGUACAAGACCAAGAGGAAACAGGUGACGGCGGAGCUGGCGCGCUCGGACACUGCCCUGGCCGGGCACAAGGGGCACCCGGAGCUGCCGGGGGCAUCGCUGCUCGCCCUCAGGGCCACCUGGCCCUACCUGCCCUGCCUCUACUACCUGCACGGCUGGAGCCCCUCCUGGUAGCAACAGCUUUUGUUCUUUCUUUUUUUUUU